AAAAGUAUUUGUUUCAUCUAUAAGAUUUAAAAUUUCGGAGAAGAGAAUCCUGAGGAGAUUUCAAUUCACCCCUUUAGUGCACUAAUUUCGCUAGGACGGCGAUUUUAUGCAAUGCGCAGCGCUAUUACUUUUUGUGUUAGUGAUCAGCUUAUUCUCUUUGCUAGUUAAAUUUGUUGACAUGUGGGGAGGAGUAGUGGAGAGGAUCUUCGUCCGCUCAAACAACAGUCAUGUGUUGCGAAAAGAUUGAAUUAUUGCUUACUGUGAUAAAUUUUGCAACUCGAAGAAUAGUCUUCAAGAGAGACCGGCCUGGGCUUGUUUGACCAAACCAGAUGCUGGUUACGAAAUUUUAUUCUAGCUUAGUUAUAAUUCCAGGGAGCCAAGUUCAUCAGUGAAACCGUUUUCGGUUGUGUUUCAGUUAAAGUGAAGGAGAUACACUCAGUUUGCAAUUCUGGAUUAGCUUCUGUUGUGCAAAGAUAGUUAAGAAGUCACGAGAUGGUUAAGACAAUCGAUGAGGGCGCUGUCUAUGAAUGUGUCGAAGGCAUUGUUCGACGAGUUUAUCAAAAUUUGCGGCACCUCAUGGGCGUAAACUUCUGCACUACUGCGUGGUAGCCUCGAUUUUCAGAAAUUAUAGUUGUAGAUUUGCUGUGUCGAUAACAACAACGAGCAGACGUUGAGAUGUCUGACGAUGACGACACCAGCUGUUCUUCUGUGAAUGCAAGCGCUCUGCCUCGAGCCGCUUCCCUCCACUCGAAGCAACAUUCCCAGGGGAUCUCAGCACUGGAACGAUUCCAUGUGCAGCCAUCUCUCAAAGACGGUGAUGGUGUAGGGUCAGCAGCGGGCGGCCAAGCCGUCGCUGAUUCCAUGAGGUCAGCGCAGGACGUGAAAUUCAACCUUCAGUACACCCAAGCUCGCCGUGAUGAAUCAGUGAAGGAUGUUUACUAUGGAGUUGAAAUCGUGGAUCCUUAUCGCUGGCUGGAAGAUCCAGAUUUCCCUGAAACGAAAGAAUUUGUGGAGAGGCAAGUUGAGCUAGCAAACAAUGUGUUAUUGAAAUGCUCAAACAGAGAAAAAUUGAAGGAGAAAGUCACGUCCAUGUACAACUAUCCUCGCUAUGGCUGUCCUUACAAGCGAGGAAACAAAUUUUUUCACACCCACAACUCUGGCUUACAGGCCCAGAGCGUUCUCUACAUUCAGGGCUCAUUGGAGGCAGACGCGGACGUACUGCUUGACCCUAACGCAUUGAGCAACGAUGGCACUGUGGCUCUCUCGAUGAAAGAAUUCAGCGAGAAUGCCGAAUUCAUGGCUUAUGGGUUGAGCUCGAGCGGGAGCGAUUGGGUUACUAUCAAAGUAAUGUGCGUGGAGGAUCGCUUUGUGCAACCUGAUACCAUAUCCUGGGUGAAAUUUUCAUCUAUUUCUUGGACUCAUGACCACCAAGGCUUCUUUUACAACCGCUACCCCCAGCCCAAAAACGUGGAGUGUUCAGACGCUGGCACAGAGACGGACAUCAACCUAUUCCACGAACUGUAUUAUCAUUUCUUGGGCACUGAUCAAUCUGACGAUAUUUUGUGCUGGAAGGACUUAGAGCACUCUGCUUGGCUUUCCUCAACCAGAAUCACUGACGAUGGCAAGUACUUGCUGCUUUUAAUUGGAGAAGGGUGCGACCCUGUAAACCGGCUCUACUACUGUGACCUCACAGAGAUAUCAGGGGGUUUGAAAAUCCUGAAAGACACAAACUCUAUCCUACCUUUCACGAAACUGGUGGACAAUUUCGAAGCACAGCACCUCUAUGUAGCUAACGACGGGCCAAUCUUCACCUUCUUCACGAACAAAAAUGCGCCCAAAUACAAGGUUACGAGAGUCAGCAUCAACGACCCAGAGGUUUGGUGGAAUGUGAUCCCUGAGUCUGAAACAGACGUACUUAGCUCCGUAAGGUGUGUGAAUGAAAAAAAUCUGCUAGCAUGUUACAUACACGACGUGAAGCACGUGCUUCAAGUUCACGAUCUGCGAACUGGCGAAUUCCAAUGGCGGCUCCCACUUGACAUCGGUAGCGUUACUGAGAUCUCAGGAAAUAGGAAGGACUCUGAGAUAUUCAUCAACGUCACGAGUUUUUUAACUCCAGGAACUAUCUACAGGUCUGAUUUGAGUGCACCGAAGCCAGAGUUGAAGGUGUUGCGUGAGAUUGGCUCCGAAAUCUUUGUUCGGUCAAGGUUUGAGACCAAGCAGGUGUUUGUGACCAGCAAGGAUGGUGCUAAAGUGCCCAUGUUCAUCGUCUCCGAGAAAGACCUCGUUCAAGAUGGCAACCAUCCCGCACUCUUGUAUGGCUAUGGUGGAUUUAACAUCAGCCUUACCCCCAGCUUCAGCGUUUCUCGCUUAGUUCUUGUCCAGCAUUACGGAGCAGUUGUGGCCGUGGCCAAUGUUCGAGGUGGUGGAGAGUAUGGUGAAGAAUGGCAUAAAGCUGGGUGUUUACUGAAGAAGCAAAAUUGCUUUGACGAUUUCAUUUCCUGCGGGGAAUACUUGGUAAAGGAGGGUUACACACAGUCUAACAGGCUAUGUAUUGAAGGUGGAAGUAAUGGGGGGUUACUUGUGGCUGCCUGCAUCAAUCAGAGGCCUGACUUAUUUGGCUGUGCCUUGGCUCAUGUGGGUGUGAUGGACAUGCUUCGGUUCCACAAAUUUACAAUAGGACAUGCGUGGACCUCCGAGUAUGGUUGCUCUGACAAUGAGGAGGACUUUCACAACCUAAUCAAGUUCUCGCCCAUUCACAACGUCUGUAGGCCAUGGGAGCAGAUGAAGGGAUUGCAGUACCCGUCCACCAUGCUUCUUACUGCUGACCACGACGACAGAGUGGUUCCUCUACACUCUCUCAAACUUCUUGCGGCUCUUCAGUAUACACUUUGCACGAGCUUGGCGGACAGCCCGCAGACGAACCCUAUCAUUGCUCGCAUUGACAGAAAAGCUGGACAUGGAGCUGGCCGACCCACUCAGAAGAUUAUCGAUGAAGUGAUCGAUGCUUAUUCCUUCGUCGUUGAGAUGACAAGCGCAACGUGGAUGGAUUGACUGAUGUUGGUUGAGGAUUUUUGCUGUGGCAGAUGAAGCGCGAGGAAUAAUUCAUUUAAGCGUCUAGUUUCAGUUUGUUAUGUUGUCUGACAAAUGUGGUCUGUAUUCGAAGUGUCUCGAAGGUAAAACCAAGAUAGUUUUAUGAAACAGAUUUCAUGCAUUUGUAUGCGCUCUCAGGAUUACUUCUUUGCUUCUGCAAUUGAACUAUAUUGACUCUAUCCAUGGCAACAAAAGAGAGACUUUACUUCUUAAAUGGUGAAGCCUUGUUGAAUGGUGUUAGGCAUUUGAAUUCUGCACCUGCUUUCAACGUUUCACAAUGGCCAUUUUACACAA
This is a messenger RNA of Physcomitrium patens, 3384 nucleotides long. RefSeq lists its product as uncharacterized. The record is from RefSeq and is a predicted model, not a curated record. Lineage: Eukaryota; Viridiplantae; Streptophyta; Bryopsida; Funariales; Funariaceae. Gene Ontology annotation, cellular component: cytosol. Gene Ontology annotation, molecular function: serine-type endopeptidase activity; oligopeptidase activity. Gene Ontology annotation, biological process: proteolysis.